Somion occarium is the source of this 1102-nucleotide messenger RNA. Lineage: Eukaryota; Fungi; Basidiomycota; Agaricomycetes; Polyporales; Cerrenaceae. The record is from the annotation of a GenBank genome assembly.
CGAAGUCUGCGGUUAAAAGCAAGAACGAACGAUGGAUUUCGACCUUGAAUCUUUGGUGAAUGUCGAGCAAACAUUCUACGAUGACGGGUAUAAAGACGGAUAUGAUCAUGGACGUAUCCAUGGCCUGAUCGAAGGUCGCGCUCUCGGAAGGGAGAAGGGAUUCGAAAUGUGGGAGGAAGUCGGAUUUUACGAGGGCUUUGCGCUCAUGUGGUCCGCGAUCUGCGAGAAACGGGCUACAAAGGAAGAUACCCGUAUUGUGCACCACACGAAGCAGCUCCUGGAUCUUACUGCUCAAUUUCCGAAAGUGAAUCCUUCAUCUGCAACGAGCUCGGAUCUCGACAUCCCGAGACUCUUCCGCCAAAUUCGCUCGCGGUAUAAGGUUUUGUGCGCCGCGCUAGGUAUACGUCCUACUCUCAAAGCCGGUGGUACCUGGUCACCGCCCGAUGAAAACGAGCAGGAAGUCGCGUCCGGUGACCCCGGUCCUCGUGAAGAGAGAAAGAAGGUUUGGUUGAUUGACCCUUCGCGCUCCGGACGACAGGGUGGGGACGAUCUUAGCUUUUGAGGCAAAGCUCUUCAAGAAUCACGGUCCUCUAUUGCUAGACCAUAUGUCUUGGCUUUUGGCAUCAGCCUUAUUUGCUUUUGGAACCUGCGAUUGUACGUUUGGAAAGUGAUGCUUGCCCGAUAAACUAGAUAUACGCCAUUCUGAUUCUUCGUGUAUAGGCUUCUUUCCGGCAUACUGAAUUGCGUGCCGAGCCGCUUUCCCCUGCAACCUCCUGCAGGCUGUGUUCAUUUCGGAUGGCCCCGUGCAAGUGUAUCGCACCCUGCCAUCGAUGAACACGAGUUUCUCUGAGCGUCGGGCCAGGGCAAACGUUCCUCUAUCCGGCUCUCCAGAGUCGUUCUCACAGGACAGGGAACGCAAUAGUAACCUACAUGAGGCAUGACAUCAUUUUUCCAUGCUCCAUGUAACUGAUCAAGAUCGGUGAACGUUUGAAACCUAGUAUUCAAAUCGGAUGUACCUUCUUCAUACGUCGAGUCCUUCCCACCUUCUUACCGGGAGGCAUCGCACAGCCUAUCAGUAGGUGCAAUAACCCGCUUCUUUGUC